Molecule: messenger RNA, 761 nt
Organism: Thrips palmi
Lineage: Eukaryota; Metazoa; Arthropoda; Insecta; Thysanoptera; Thripidae
Gene: galla-2
Product: MIP18 family protein galla-2
Exons: 4
Coding region: 181-672 (163 amino acids)
Biological process (GO): iron-sulfur cluster assembly
Cellular component (GO): cytosolic [4Fe-4S] assembly targeting complex
Source: RefSeq, a predicted model, not a curated record
UUGAGACCGGUUUAGACUCUUCGCUUCUUCGUUCACCCGGCUCCACAAUUUCUCAUAUGUAGUCGUGGUUGUUCUCAGCAGACGACAUUCUUGAUUUCAAAACAAGAGAGUUAUCAGAGAUAGGUUAAGAUUGUGUGGUGUGCAGAUUUCUUUAAAAAGAAACAAUAGAUUCCACGAAAAAUGACACCCAAAACAGAUUUGGAAAACAUUAAUCCCAAGUUGUACAAACGCACUGAAGAAAGAGAAGUCACAACAAAGGAGUUAGAUCCUACAAUUUAUGAUCCGUUUGAUGCAAGAGAAAUAUUUGAUCUCAUCCGAGGUAUAAAUGACCCAGAACAUCCUCUCUCUUUGGAAGAGCUGAAUGUUGUUGAGGAACGGCUUGUAGUCGUUGAUGAUGCAAGAAAUACUAUUGAUGUGACUUACACUCCAACGAUUCCUCAUUGCAGUAUGGCUACUCUUAUUGGUCUCUGUAUUAGGGUCCAGUUAUUGAGGACUCUGCCGUCUAGAUUCAAAGUAUCUGUCAAAAUAUCUCCUGGCGCACAUGUUUCUGAGGAGGCUGUCAAUAAGCAACUUGCGGAUAAGGAGAGGGUUGCUGCUGCUUUAGAAAACUCUCAUCUGAUUAGAGUAAUCAAUGAAUGUCUUGCAGGAGCCUUCACUGAUCCAAAAUUAUGAAACAGUGUUGGCAGCAUGUUAACAGGUCUUUAUUCUGCAUUAAUUUAAGUCAGUGGGGUAAAUAAUAAAAAAAUGUACAUAUUUGAAAA